GAGAAUCACCAACAUGCAGAUAAACUGCGCUUUACUAUAAAACGGACUCUAUAAUGAACUUUUACCGGCUGGUUAUUAUACUGGGAGCAUCAGUGUGUGAUGGGGUGCAUGUCACAGUGCGGCAGGAGCAGCAGUUUGCGAUGCUCUUCCAGUCCGUGGUCCUCCCGUGUCAGUACCAAACGGCCUCAACUCAGAUCCCCGUGGUGCAGUGGUGGUACAAGUCCUACUGUCGAGACCGCACACGAGAGUCCUUCACUGUGCCGCAGAGUCUGGGCGUCCAUGCCUCUGAGCUGGGCGCCACGUCUCACCUGGAGUGCUCCGACAGCAGCCGCACAGUUCGGGUUGUGGCCUCGGCGCAGGGAGCGUCCAUGACGCUGGCUGAGCACUACAAAGGCAGAGACAUCGCCAUCAUAAACAAAGCAGACCUGCGUAUUGGGAAGCUGCAGUGGGGCGACAGUGGAGUGUACUUCUGUAAAGUUAUCAUUUCUGAUGAUCUGGAGGGGAAGAAUGAGGCCCAUCUGGAGUUACUGGUGCUUGGCAGGACAGGUCAGCAGGACGAUCUUCUACCUGAGUUUGAUGUGAAGAUUAUGCCAGAGUGGGCAUUUGUGGGAUCUGUAGUCCUGGGCAGCAUCUUGUUCCUGUUGUUGAUGGGGAUUUGCUGGUGCCAGUGUUGCCCUCACUCCUGCUGCUGCUACGUUCGCUGCUGCUGCUGUCCUGACACCUGCUGCUGUCCACGACACUUGUAUGAAGCAGGGAAGAUGGCAAAGAAUGGACCGCCUGCUCAGAUUCCUGUGUAUCCCUACUACAUUCCUGGUGUGCCUACUGUGGUUCCUCUUGCCCCUUCAUCCCACGUCGACCCAAAGAUCGCCUCUAUCCCCUCAGUGGAGAAUAACCUGGCUGGAGUGCGCAGUGGUUAUCGACUAAAAGCCAGUCCAGACCAGGACUCAAUGAAAGUUUUGUGCUACAUAGAGAAGGAGCUGGCUCAGUUUCCCUCUGUCAAGAUGGCUGCACUCAAACCCAGCAGCAUGUCAGAGCUGAGCUCUCUUCAUGAUGGAGGGAAUACGGACUUCAGACACACCUAUCAGACAGUCCAGAUGAAGGCGCUCCCGCCCAUCGCAGACCUGGACGACCAGUCGCUGCUGAGAGCAGCUCCACCUACACAGAGUCGAAGGCCCCGACGGGACAGAGGCAACCACUCAGACGAUGAGCUGGACAGAAGGUGGAACUCCCGCUCAGAGCACCUGCAGAGAAAGACGUUGAGCAGAAGAGGGCGUGCCGGCUCCCUGGACGAGCUGGAGGAUUUCGCUCGGUCUUUCGGCUCCCGUGGUCGUCGGGCGCAGCCUUCCGAUCGGGCUUAUGAGCGGGAUUACAGCCCUCCCAGGCGUUUCUACAGAGAUGAAGAUGAUGAAUGGGACCGCCGUAGCCCCUCACCUUUACCCCAGAAGAGAAGGGACACGUGGGACAGUGAUCGACCCUGUCGACCGCCCCAAAGCAACGGAUAUGACGACACCUUCCUCAGCAGUGUGCUGGACAGCAAGGCGAGGGGGCGGGGAGGGGACAGAGGUGCUGCCAGACUGGACGAGGACAGUGACACUCCCUCUAAAGGCAGCUCCAGAGGAAAGGCCAGCGAUAGUUACUACAGCCGGUCACCCAGCAACCGUCCAGAAGAGGAGGACUCUUUGCCUCCGUACUGUGAGUGGGAGGCGGAGCGGUACCGCAGGGCUGCCCCAAACACAGACCGGUACCGCAAUGAAGAACCUCCCAGAUCAGACCGAUACAGGACCACUGAGCCAGCCAUGAGGCCUUUCUCUUACACCCGCCCCCACCAGGGAAUGUCCCAAACACUACAGGGGGGCCGAGAGGAGAGAGAUAGGACCCGAAACCUGACUGACAGCAAAAACCACAAGACCGGGUACCAGUCCACAGCCCGAUGCUGGGGACCUCUGCACUAGCCCACAAAAUGUGUAUUAUUCUGCAGCUGAAAUUUGUCGCCAACAAAUGUUUACUCCUGUUUGAUUAACUUUUAAACUACUUUUAACUACAGUGCCCAGCUGUUAAAAAUAAAACUAUGAGAUGGCAUGGCAACAUGCCCGGCUCGAGUCCAGCUGGGACCUUUGCUGAAUGUCGGCCCUUCUUUAUCUCUUCCCCUCUUGUUGUCAGCUCUCUACUGUAUCUAUCAAAUAAAGGCAAUUGCCCCACAGUGACUUAAAAAUAUAAUAUACACACAUACAUAUAUAUAUAUAUAUAUACUAUAUAUAUAAAAUAUAAACUAAAUAUUUGAUGGAAAAAAUGCGCUUGGGGAAAUCAAAAAGUACUUUUCGUGGGAUUUGUUGACAGUAAGAAUGAAAUAGAAUAACUCUUUGCUUUGUGUAGAGACAUUUGAAAAUGUUUUAACAGUUUUAUCUGAUAAUCUGAUCGUCUCUUGUGCCAUGUAUAUAUAAGAUGUAUGGUCUUAACACGGACUCAUUUUAAUUUAGUUCUGAUAUGAUUUUAUUUAGGUAGCUGUAACAUUUUUAGGAGUAAAUGAAAUCACAAAUGCAUGAUUUAACUCAGAUACUGUAUAAUCUGGCCAUGCUUGCAACCAUCUCAGUGUUACAAAUGCUUACAUACUGGCUUACUAAUGUGAUUUUCCCACUGGAAUCAGUAUUAGACAUUUUUACUAAUAUGGUUUGAGCUGAAGGAUUUCUUUAAAAACUUGAGACACCUCUGGCACCAGGCUGGACUAACAUAGCAUGAGCAUGAAUGCAAAGUCUCUAACGUCUGGCUUUUGGUGUAUUUCUUCGACAGAGCACUGCACUGAGCAGGGACUCUCUCAUAGUGUAACAAGGUUUCCCAGCCUCGACCCGCACUGCACUGCCAAUCUGUUCAUUUAAACCGUCCUGUUGCCACGCAGGAGAGGCUAACUGUUCUGACAUCAGCCACAUGAAGUCUGGUUCGUCUCGCUGAAAUAACUGCAUGGAAAAAAACAACAGUAGCGGAUGGAAAACACUGAGAAAUGAAUGUGCACACGCAUGUGCUCUUUUUCCUCAUGUGCAUGAAUUAUAACGUGCAUUUAUGUAUGUGUAGCCUACAGAUUGUGCAACAAUUUGAUGAGUUGAGUGACUGGAUUUACUCACACCAGUGCCAAGAUGUUUUAUUCUAUUAUUAUCUGCCACUUUUACAAUGGAAAACAAAGCAGGAGAUCUUGUGUUUUCCUCCAGACUUCAUACUUCUUACUCAGUAGGGGAGACCGGGUAUGGUUGUAACAUAAACACUACUUUAAAAAGUGUUACAACCAUCCACUAUACAUACAACUAGGGACUUUCUUGAUUUUAAUAUUUUACUCCAGGGUUACCAGCAUUCAUUUGUCAGUACUGUGACCAGUACUUCUCAUUCACAUGUUGUUCACAUGUUGGCGUGUGUAUCGGCACUCAAUCUUUUCCAAACUCGGUCUCCGCUGGUGGAGAAGGCAGAGAAGCAUACGGGCAGCUUGUGAGAGGUGCCGGUGCACAAGAAAAAGUUCUGGUAGGCCAAAGUGUAAAAUAUAGAAGUGCUUGUGCUGCGUACCGGUGUGUACUGGCCCACUUCAAGCACUGACUGUGACUCUGAUUAAGAAUAUACACACAGACACACAACUCUUUUUUGUUAGACCUAAGGAUGUACAAAGAUGUUCUUUAGUCUUUUAAAAGUACAUUUUAGUAGUAUUUAUUAAGUAUACUGUUAAGUAAGUUUAUUCUAUAGAUAUAUUUACAUACACAUACUGUACAUGCGCGAGUCAUCAGACAUAGUCUGUUACAGAGAGAGAGAAACAUUGUUCUUUUAUAUCACUACCUGUUUUUGAAGCAUAUCAUAUGGUGUGGCAUCUA
Messenger RNA from Micropterus dolomieu (smallmouth bass), 3845 nucleotides. RefSeq names its product immunoglobulin-like domain containing receptor 2 (gene ildr2b). The record is from RefSeq and is a predicted model, not a curated record. Gene Ontology annotation, biological process: pancreas development. The coding region runs from base 54 to 1952 and encodes 632 amino acids. The transcript is spliced from 10 exons. Gene Ontology annotation, cellular component: membrane. Lineage: Eukaryota; Metazoa; Chordata; Actinopteri; Centrarchiformes; Centrarchidae.